AUGACCACCAGAGUAUUCCAGGCGUGUCAGCGUUGCCAGCGAAGAAAGCUCAAGUGCAACGGCGAACCCCAAUGUUCUUCCUGUUUAACCGCAAGUCAAACAUGUAUAUACGGGAGUGCGAACCGAAAGAGAGGACUGGUAGAAGGUUACGUGCGCGGCCUUGAACGACUCUUGGGAUUUGCAAUCCGACGUGAUUCCAGCUUGACCAGCGACAUGAGAAAGCUUCUCUCUUUGCAAGAGCCCGAUCCGGGUGAAGAAACGUCCCUCAGCCAGGAGACUAUGCUCGAAUCUUGGAAGAAGAGCACUAUCGCAAAGGAAGUUGACGUUCUUCUGCCAGCUCUGGAGAAAGGAGAAGCAAGGCAUUGGCAAUCGUUAUUUGCGGCUGGUACUGACCCAGAGGUCCCUUCCCACGAGCCGCUUUCAGCCAGGGGUUCCAAAUUGAAUCCGGUGCAAAGCAAUCAACUAGAUACUCCCCUGGCGUUGGAUGUUCAGGAAUUGGACUUCCUUCAUUCUUCGUCCACUGAUCCCCACGCCACCCUGCGUGACACCGAAUCAAACAAAGAUGCCACAGAAUCCAGUCACUGGACAGAAGAGCUCGAAAGUACACCAUCCACUCGGAAUCGGACACCAUUCCCGAGACUUCUUCCUGGAAACGCCAAACACAUGAUCGACGAAUUCCUGGCGUAUACAAACUGCUGGUUUCCAGUCUUGGAGCCUCACGAGCUGCUCCGAACUUUCCAUCAAUCCCGAGUCUCCGGUGACUUCGAUCGUCGCGGCCGAAAAAGCCCACGAGGCCAAUUAGCUGCCCUCUGGGCUGUUUUUGCCUUUGAGUCGUGCAAGGGCGGCAGGAGGUCUGGACUGCCUGAAACUGGCGCCCUGCAUCAACAUCCGGUGUAUAACACUGCACGAGGUUUAAUCCCGGAAGAAGACCAUGAACAUGACCUUGGCCAUGUACAAGCACUUCUCAUCAUGGCGAUGAUAAAUCUCGGUUUCGGUCAUUGGAAGGCCUCAUGGCUUCUAGCUGGACAUGCUCUACGUUUGCUGCAGUAUUAUCACAUUGGUCAAAAUCUGAAAAGUCCAAAUACAUUUGAAUCUUCCAAAGGCCACCAUACUAGGAAACCUCACAUCCUCUUGGGAUGCUUUGUUCUUGAGAGGUUGCUUGCGAUGAGAUUCGGGCAAAUCCUGCCGACUUUGUCUCCAUUUCGGCCCCCUCCCUUGCCUGAGGAUGGGUUGGAAGAGUGGGAGACUCCCCGAUUCCCAAACCUACCACCAAAUUCGCAAUAUAAACCAGAUAUUGAUAUUCCAGCAAAGAUUCUGAGCACCUUUAAUGUUCUAGUGUUGAAAAUUGACCGUCUCGGUGAUCUGCUCUCAAACCUUGAUCGUGAAAUCGAUUCGGAUGUUUACAGUCCAGAACAUGGAGAGUUGUUGAAGAUCACGCAAACAGUGACAGCCGAGUCAUACCAAAAUUACAUCCGUUCUUACUAUCCUCAAUCUCUUGUGCGAUAUUUGACCGACCUAUGUACUCUUUUGGUCCUGGGUGGCCGACGGCGAAAGGCAAUGCAAACUCACUGGGAGAAUGCUUUAGAACACGAUAUUCUUACCCUGGAUCUCAUCACCACUCUCUCUUCAUCCCUCUGGCAAUUUACACGAAUACAUGGGGCCAGCCGGAUUCCAGUUAUUUUGGUCGCAGCCUUGCACCGGAUCAUCGAGGAUAUAAUUUGUCUUGUCAAAAUUCCACAGUUUUGGGACAAGGCAGCCGCAGCAUCUACAUUACAGCCGCUUGAUCAGUUGCUUCAGCAAUUUGGAAUACACUGGCCAGCGUUUAAUUCCCUGCAUGAAAUCUUGCUCUCUGCAGUUUAUCUCCGUUCUCAGCCUGAGCGACCUCUCCGAGGAGAUGCAAAUCUCAGCUCUAAUACAUGCUCUGACCUGGCCAAUACUCUAAACUACACACGAUCCUUAAGUUGGAGCUGUCUGCCGCCAUUUGCAGGGUCCGAAUCAAUUUGUCACACUUCCGCGAGCACAAUGCUCGACAGAUCUUCCGGAUCCGGUUUCCAGAAUUUCGAUUUGGACGUCCCUGGUCCCAAAUCGAUCGAUCCCAAUAUUUUAGGGGACUCACACUUGGCACAAGACUCGGGCGUCCUCGUUGAUGGUGUAGAUGAUAUGUACAUUCAACUUGCUGAAGCUGACAUCAUGGAGUGGUCAGGCAAUUGGCAGCAAGAUGGGUUACGAGAACUAGGAUUUGACAACAAUGCUUUUGAACAGUUGUACAGCAAGGGUCAGUGA
Molecule: messenger RNA, 2283 nt
Organism: Rhinocladiella mackenziei CBS 650.93
Lineage: Eukaryota; Fungi; Ascomycota; Eurotiomycetes; Chaetothyriales; Herpotrichiellaceae
Exons: 1
Coding region: 1-2283 (760 amino acids)
Biological process (GO): DNA-templated transcription; positive regulation of transcription by RNA polymerase II
Molecular function (GO): DNA binding; zinc ion binding; DNA-binding transcription factor activity, RNA polymerase II-specific
Source: RefSeq, a predicted model, not a curated record